Drosophila takahashii is the source of this 1728-nucleotide messenger RNA. It is a transcript of the gene emc, whose product is annotated as Basic helix-loop-helix domain-containing extra-macrochaetae. Gene Ontology annotation, cellular component: cytoplasm; nucleus. Gene Ontology annotation, biological process: negative regulation of transcription by RNA polymerase II; cell differentiation; circadian regulation of gene expression. Lineage: Eukaryota; Metazoa; Arthropoda; Insecta; Diptera; Drosophilidae. The record is from RefSeq and is a predicted model, not a curated record. Gene Ontology annotation, molecular function: protein dimerization activity; transcription regulator activity.
CACUCAUUCGUGUGCCGACUUUUCGCUGAAAAAGAUAUAGAAAUCGAAAACGCAAACGCAGAAAAACACGCUGGAUUAAAGUGUUUCGUUUCGAACUUCGACAGAGAAAAAGAGAGUGAGCUAAACUACUACAAAAAAAUCAAAGUGAAGUGAGCGCACAUAAAGCCAAAUCUAAACCCAAAUCAAAACUAAAAUAAAACAGUAUACUCGCAAGUAAUCCGGUACGACCGUGUAAUAACCGCCAAGAUUCUACUCAAGGAGCGUAAAGCGAUCAUCUCGAGAAUGAAGUCCCUGACGGCCGUUUGCCAGACAGGUGCCUCCGGAAUGCCGGCCUUGAAUGCCAGCGGGCGCAUCUCGCGCCACCCCACGCAUCGCGGCGAUGGGGAGAAUGCCGAGAUGAAGAUGUACCUGUCCAAGCUCAAGGACCUGGUGCCCUUCAUGCCCAAGAAUAGAAAGUUGACCAAACUAGAGAUCAUCCAGCACGUCAUCGAUUAUAUUUGCGAUCUGCAGACGGAACUGGAAACGCAUCCCGAGAUGGGAAACUUCGAUGCGGCGGCCGCUUUGACGGCGGUAAAUGGUCUGCACGAGGACGAGGACAGCGACAUGGAGGAUGCGGAUGUGGAGGAUGCGGAUGCGGAAACGGAAGUGGACGCAGAUAUCCUAGCCCAGCGUUUAGCCGCCGAACAGCCGGCGAAAGUCUCUAGUCCCGCCGCCCGUCUCCCGCUCGCCGAUCGCCAAACGCCCAACACCCUCGUGGCGCCCGCUUAUCCGCAACAGCAGCAACUGCAGCAGCAACAGCAACAGCAACUGCAACUGCAGCAGCAACAACUGCAAUCACAGCAGCAACUGUCCAACAGUUUAGCAACGCCACUGAAUGCGGAGAAAGACAGCAGGCAGUCGUAAGCCGGGAAAACCCACGGAACCUAUAUAAACUUAUUAACUAAAUGCAUAAUUAAAGUACAGUCAAAACUCCACUCGCAACCUUCGUGUGAAGAUCUCCGCAUAUUAAAUAACGUGUGAAACUCUCAAGAAAACUGCAGUCCAGGCGCAUCUCUUCAAAGUCUCUUUUCCCGGGAUGAAAAUCCGCGGAAAAUGAGAUCUCGCUUCUGGCUCGACAGAGUUUAGUUUAAACAUUUAAUAAACAACAAGAAAGAAACACAACAACACAAAAACCUAGCAUUAGAGCAUCGUAAGCAAGUAAACAUUAUGAUUAUGAUUAUUAAUUAAACAUUAAACACUAGGAUGGCGCUUAAGAAUGAAUGAAAUAAGAAGAAGAGAACUUGGCAAAGCUUUAAACAAUUUAAUUUUUCCUUUAACGCUUGAAAUUAAACUAAAGCACAUAUAUAUUUUUGUUUUCCUAAUUUUAGUUUUGUUUUGGUUUAAAAACAACGCAAGAAAAAAAUGUUACUAAUGCAAAGCAAACAGAGAUCAGCAAUAAAAUGAAAACAAAAGAAAAAUGCACAGGCAACAAAACUGGAAUUACGUUUAAUUUUGUAUGAUUUCUAUCCAAAUGAUUUUCCUAUUAAUUUUAAUCAAUGAAGAACUUUUCCUAUUAUUGAUUAGCCACAGCCAAUAAAUAACAAGAACCACAACCAACUCAGCAGCACACACAUUCAAAAUCAUUAAUUUAUAUAUCGAUCGAGGAUACGUUUAGUGUUUAAGUCUUGAGAAAGUUCUCAUUUCCAGGCACUAAUUUUCACUCACACGCAGAAAACAAAAGAAAACACA